ACUAAUCAUGUCUCAACCACCGAGUUAUGCACCCACCUCCACCACCAGCUACACGGUGCCGACAACUAACUACCACAAGGAGGUAACACGAGCAUCAUUGAUAUCCUCGCCGCUCCACAAAGAUGUGUACAACUCGCUCGCAGAGAUAUACUCAAUUCUCUCGGUGCUAGAGUUGAUCGAAAACUCGUACAUAAAGGACUAUAUCACUGAUAAAGAGAAGUACACAUCGACAUCGCUACGUCUCAUCAACCAGUAUCAGAUCAUAGUAAACGGAUUCAAGGAAGAUCAGGCAAAAAUAGACAUCUGCAAUGCUUUAAUGACCAAUUUGAACGGAAAUUUUGACGAGUUUCUCGAGUGUUUUUCCCAAAUGUUCAACCCAGCAUGUCCGUUGGCAAUCAAGAGAUUGACAAGCGGAGUACCUGUAACCAUAAGAGGCCAGGACCAGGACAUCGGAAGCCAAAUGUCGACUAGAACCAAUUCUACACCCGUGAAUGGACAGCUGGGAUCGAAUCAGAACGCUAGAUUGAUAGCAGAAGCCACCAGUAACUUCAUAACAUGCAUGGAUGCCUUGAAGUUGAACUACAAACAUAAGGAUCAACUUCAUCCGCUUUUAUCGGAGCUCGUUAUCAAUCUUAAUGAGUUGACUGAAGAUAAUAAUAAUCUCGACUUCCAUGGAAAGUCCAAGUUAAUUACUUGGUUGAUAAAGCUAAACAAUUUGCAGGACAAAGAGUUGCCCAGCGAAGAGAUCGAAGAGUUUCUUAAUGACUUGAACAUUGCGUAUAAAAACUUUUAUCUGAAAUUAGAAUAGUUAAGAAGAAUAUAAUUAUACUGGAUUUCUAAAUAAUCGACUCUAUUUGCUCUGCGUAGUUCAACACAUUGGUGAUGAUCUUGUUGGAUUUGUCGUGUUUGAAUUCGUCAUUAUCGUCAGUGGAGCUGUUGAAGAACACGUAUCCAUUCUUAAACGUCCAAUUCAUGCCCAAGUCUUCCUUAAGAGACUCUUCAAAGAUCAUAUCGGAUUCUUCUUGGGGGAAGUAGAGUAAGUUCUUGCAGUUGCUGAUUGGGAUCGUGGCGUAUGUUUUUUCCAAAGACUUUGCAAUUUCAUACCGUAAGGCAUUGACCAAGGUGUCCACAAACAUGAUGUACUCCUUACAUGGAAGGUUGUUUUCGUCGUUCAAUAAAUUCCAAAUCUUGAUAUAGUUCCCUUCCAUCAAAUGCUUUUCCAAGUUGAUGGGGAACUGUAAGUACUUAUCAGAGUCCAAGUCAUACUGCUGGAAGAAUGUCAAGUGUUCUACCUCGAUGUGAAACUUCGAGACCAAUCCCUGCGACAAUAAUAAGAGUAAAUACAACGAGAUAAUCUUGGUGGAGGUGGUGUUGUGCUCUUUCUUCAAGUGUAUCUUUGAAUUGGAGUAAAAUGGCUUCAAAUGUGAGUAGUAGUUUUCAAACACUUGUGUUUUGUUCAACAACAACGACGACAAGGCCCCGAUUUCCAAGAUCUUCUGGCUAAUUUUGAAAUCAUUUAUCUGGUCUUUGGUGGUGGAGUCAGUGGUGAUGGGUACCAACAAGUUGUGCUUAAUCAAUUCGAUUUUCAACGGAACCAACAACUGCUGGCAUUUCUCGUAGUCCUCUUGUUCGAAAGUGCCGUACAACUCUUGCGUGAUGGAUUGCAAAGACAUUACGUUUGUGGUUGGGUUUCGCCACUGGUGAGUUU
This is a messenger RNA of Yamadazyma tenuis ATCC 10573, 1708 nucleotides long. RefSeq names its product ESCRT-I subunit protein (gene VPS28). Gene Ontology annotation, biological process: protein transport to vacuole involved in ubiquitin-dependent protein catabolic process via the multivesicular body sorting pathway. Gene Ontology annotation, cellular component: ESCRT I complex. Gene Ontology annotation, molecular function: protein-containing complex binding. The record is from RefSeq and is a predicted model, not a curated record. Lineage: Eukaryota; Fungi; Ascomycota; Pichiomycetes; Serinales; Debaryomycetaceae.